Molecule: messenger RNA, 4529 nt
Organism: Salmo salar (Atlantic salmon)
Lineage: Eukaryota; Metazoa; Chordata; Actinopteri; Salmoniformes; Salmonidae
Source: RefSeq, a predicted model, not a curated record
GCAAGGUAGUCGCGUUGCCAAUGGUUACCCAAUGCAGGAAGUAGGAAGUAGCCAAUGUAUACACCUUUUCGUGUUUAAAUAGCUCUCUAACUAACAGUAAUUUAUACGUGACUAGCGUUCUCUCAUAUGCUUUCGAAAUGAUCAGUCGUCGUAUGAACUAAGAAAGCGCUCAACAUAUGGUCCGUGGAUAACGUAUGACAAGUUGUGACACAGGUCAGUUGACAAGGUUCUCUCCAUGAGUCACAGUCGGAACCCCCCGCCCAGGGGACAGGGGGCAGCGCGAGCCAAACAGAUGGGGCUGCUCCUGGAUCUGUCUCCGGAUGGAGGGAUGGAUGGAGGAGGAAAUGAAAAAGAGCUGGAGGCGGAGCUACUGGCUCUGAUGGGCGGGGGCGGGUCCCAGGGCAAGAGAGGAAAAGCUCCAGUUCCCAUGGCUGACAUCGAGCGUAUGGCGGCUCUGUGUAUGAAGGACCUUGAUUAUGAUGAUGUUGGGGAUGAUGAUCUGGAGGAUGAUGAUGAUCUCCUGGCUGAGCUGAAUGAGGUUUUGGAGGACGAUGAUGAUGUUGAAGAGGUUCAGAAACCUCCCAGCUCUAACUCCACCCCCCGCUCCACCCCCAGCACUCCUAGUGGUACAACCGGGCUGGAGGCCUGCCUGGCUGAACGCAUUGACAUGUACCAGACAGCCAUCUCCAAUGCUAAUGCAGAGGGGGAGACCAGCAAGGCUCGCAGAUACGACCGCGGAUUGAAGACGUUGCAGUCCAUGAUGACGUCAGCCAAGAAAGGAAAACCCAUCAACGAAGAGGAAAUCCCGCCUCCUGUCGCUACAGGUGGAAAGCCUGCCCCAGCCCCCGUGCAGCAGCCUGAACCAAUCAAAGAGCGGGGGCCGCCAACCCCAGUGCUGACGCCCUCCCCGUUCACCAAUCAGAAGCCUCUGAGGGAGGCUCCGCCUGUUGCUCCGCCUCCUAAGCCCCGCCUCCUGGUCCCCCCUCAGAAACACACUGCUGUUACCCCGGAUACGCCUGCUAUCUCCCCACUCACCCCUAUUCAACCAGACGCACGGCACUCAGAGUUGAAGCAGUGUGUUCUAAACAGACAGAGGGAGUAUAAGCUGGCAGCCCUCCACGCCAAGCAGGGAGGAGAGUCAGAGCUGGCCAGACAACACUACCACAUCGCCAAGAAACUAGACCCAGUAGUAGAGGCGUUGGACAGAGGAGAACCAGUGGACCUCAGCUCUCUACCUCCCCCUCCAGGAGAUGCAGUGGUAGAGCGUUCAGCUCCUCCUCCUCCCCAGUCUUCCUCCAGACCCUCCCCUGCUGCUCCCCCUGCAGCUCCCCCGGUGGCCGACUCCGCCCUCCCAGCCCCAGGCAGUGUAGGGGAAGCGUUACAACAGAGGAUGGACAGAUACAAAGCUGCAGCAGAGGGGGCCAGGAGCAAAGGAGACGACCGCAAGGCACGCAUGCACCAGCGCAUCGUCAAGCAAUACCAGGAUGCCAUCAAGUCUCAUAAGGCUGGACGACCAGUCAACCUGGCUGAUCUUCCUGUACCACCAGGCUGUCCUCCGCUGCAGGGCUCAGAGAGCAGCCAGCAGAACUUCAUGGGCGUCCUGGAGACGGCCAUGAAACUAGCCAAUCAGGACGCAGACGCAGAGGACGAGGACGGAACAGGGACAUUGGCCAAGCCUGCAGUGGGAGCUCCAGUCCAGAAAGGCAAAUCCCCAACCCCUCCCACACCAGGUUCUGGAGGCAACACAACACAGGGCUCCAGACUGGGGCUUAAAGCCCAGCAGCAGUUGGACUUCCUGUUGCUGCGACGGCAGGCGUUCGUCCGGGCGGCGCUGCGUUCCAAACAGAUGAAGGACAUGCAGGGAGCGGCGGUCCAUCUCCGACACGCUAAAGGACUGGACCAGAUGAUCAGCGCCACCAAGGGAGGUCUGCCUGUAGACAUCACCAAGGUCCCCAGUGCUCCAGUCAGUGAGGAGGACUACUCUCUGGCUCGGACUCGUUCCUCUCCUCGCUCCUCAGAGCAAUACAGCAGCCUCAUGGAGCUCCUCCGACAGCAGCACCAGAAAUGUCUGGGUUACUCCCAGCAGUUCACUCACAUGGGAAGCGUGGCCGAGACCUCCAGGUUUGAGAAGCUGGCAGAGGAGUGUAUGCAGAACAUUGAGGUGCUGAAGAUGGCCCAUGCCAAGGGCCAACCUGUCCCCAAAUACCACACUGAGGAGAGGACCUUCAACACUGUCAAAAUGUAUCCUGACCUGACAGCCAAUGAGAUGACGCUGUACAUCGUGAAGGGCAUCAAUCUGCCUGCUCCCUCAGGAGUCUCUGCCAGUGAUCUGGACACCAGUGUGCGCUUUGAGUUUCCUUUUCCUAGUGCGGAGGAGGCCCAGAGGGAUAAGACCAGUACAGUGAAGAACAGCAACAGUCCAGAGUUUAAAGAGCAGUUUAACCUGAACAUCAACCGUCAACACAGAGGCUUCAAGAGGGUCAUCCAGGCCAAAGGCAUCAAGUUUGACGUCAUCCACAAGGGGGGUCUGUUCAAGGGGGACAGAGUGUUGGGGAACGCUCAGCUGAAGCUGGACUCACUGGAGAACCAAUGUGACAUCAGACAGAUUAUAGAGGUGUUGGAUGGUCGUAAGGCUACGGGGGGUAAGCUGGAGGUGAGGGUAAAGAUUCGGGAGCCGCUGGGAGGAGCACAGCUUCAGAUCACCACAGAGAAAUGGCUGGUCCUAGACCCUGUACCAAUCACCAGCCCCGACAGAGAGAGAGAACGACAGGCCCCCUCUCCUCGCUCCAAACCAAAGAGUGACAAUGGGAGGAACAAGCAGUCUAACCAGUCCAGCCACUCUCCUCCCCAGUAUAAACUCCACAGUUUCAGUCUACUGCACUACGAUAAGGAGAGACUGGAGAGACAGAUUGGUGAUUACAGGAAGAGUAGGCGGGAUCCUCCGUCUGACCUGGUACAGCAACACAAGGAGGUCACACACAGGCUGCAGUGGCAGAAAGCCCAGCUAGAGAGAGGCUCCCCUACACUACUGUCAGGUAACACACACACACACACACACACACACACACACACACACACACACACACACACACACACACACACACACAGGCUGCAGUGGCAGAAAGCCCAGCUAGAGAGAGGCUCCCCUACACUACUGUCAGAGUAUGAGAAUAUUUUGCAGCGUUUCGCCCAGGGACUUGCUGAGUCAGUGAAGAAGUUUUCCAGCCAAGGCAACAGGGAUGCUGCUAAGGACGCUCUAGGACGGCUGAAGAUGGUGGAGACUGAGUUGGAAUCUCUCAAGAGGAAACGCCUGGUCUGAGAAGACGAGGACAGAGGGACUAGAGAGUUGGCUGGAGGACUGUUAUGUUACUGACACACACAACCAAUCACCUUCAACAUCUUAAUGCCACUCCUCUGUUCCUCUCUGCCUCCUCCACUAAUGCUCUCCCUUUUACUCUGUUCUUUACUUUGUAUUGUCAUUAAUUCAAUCAGUUAGGAAGAAGAACCAGUUUGAAUAAUAACAGUUCUGCCUCCCAAAUGGCACCCUAUUCCCUAUAUAGUGCACUACUUUAGACCAGGGCCCAUAGGGACUAUAUAGGGAAUAGGGCACCAUUUGAGAUACACAGCAGAAUGGAAUCCUGUGAGAUUGAUAGUGACAUGAAGACAGAAUGCAGGGCAGGACAGAGAAAGGCUUAUUUGCACUUGAAAACAAAAACACUACCAAUUAUUACCAAAACCCUGCCGCCUUCACUAUAUUGUUUAAAGUCCUACAAGGGCUCUCUCUCUUUCUCUCUGUUCAGAGAGUGGUGUGUGUAACUCCUGGUCUCCACAUUGUGUGUGCGUGCGUGCGAUGUUAAUGAGCUUAAUCUAAUCUGUCUGCUCCACUAUUCCCGGAUUACUGUAAUCUGACCCGUUUGGUGCCGUGUGAUAUGGGAACUACACGGAAACGGGAACUACAUCCCAUAAUGAGGGAUUAGCUAACACUGGUGUCACCAUGGAGACGCAUCAUUCAGGGAAGUGAGGAGAGGAGGUACCCCAGGGGUUAAAUUGAAGAGGACAGGGUUAGAAUUCGUGUAGAACAGACCUAUAGCUGUAAAACCCACUGGAUUAUCUUUGAAUUGGGAUAUAGGUUCUCUAUUCAUUGUAAUUCUAUGGUACGGAGUCUGGGAGCCCGUUUAGGCCUGCGUCAUGUCACUAUGACCUCAUCAGUUAGAAUGUUCAAAGGAUUGCGUCAUCACCACAUUGUGAUGUCAUCAGUUAGAGGGUGUGUUCCUCUGUUCAGACGUUGCUGACGCCAGAUCUUACAACGCCUGGAUAGGUAUUUUACAUAUCAGCUAACCACAUCACAUGUUAAAGCAAUCUGGUGCACAGUUGAUGACGUGGCAGCAACCAGUGGUUGAUGCAUGUGACGUCUGAGCAGAGAGGCAACCAGAAUGUUUAACAAAGGAUCGCUUCAUCUGGUUGUGCUGCCAUCAGUUGGAAUGUUCUACAAAGGGCUACAUCCAAUUAUGACAUCAUCAAACUUCAUU